AUGGAGUCUUCUAGAACUAUUAACCAUAAGUUGAAUGAGAUAUUGAGCAAGAACAAUAUCAAUAAGGCUAAGCUUGACGAAUCGUCAGCUUUGAGCUAUGCUAAUGUACUCAAGACUAAUAUCCUCGGUAAGGAUAAACAGGAAAAAGUCAAUUCGAUAGUCGUGUUGGCCAAAUUGCUCGAUUGUAUUGCUGGUGGCGGUGGUGCUAAUGCUGGUGGCGCGAAUGCUGGCGGUGCUAAUGGUGCUAAUGGUGCUAAUGGUGCUGGUGGUGCUAAUGUCAUAAGCGAUAGUUAUGGCCAAAUCUUGAACCAUGAGUUGUUUCGAACCUUGCUAUCAAUUAUCAGCAUAAAUAUGUCUUCUGAGACAUACAAGGCUAUAUUGAAGAUUGCCGUUAUUACCAUUUCUGGGGCCGUAUUCGAAACGGAAUCAUUGGCACAUUUUUUGCCCUUGUAUGAGUCGUUGAUUGGGUUUCUUGACGCUAUCGAUAUUAUUGCCACAAAGUUGUAUCUUCCCGAUAACAAGAUUAUACUCAACUCGAUAAAAUUGGUUACAGAUCUAAUCAACCAGGCCGUCAAAUUUGACUACUCGGGUAUUAUUACCAUAGCAGCAAGGUUGAAGCAUGCUCAGUUUUUUAGCACAAUCGAUAACAUGAUGAAUAUCAACGAGGAAAAAGUCUUUGUUGAGACUAUUGACCAUUUGAGGGCUUCCUAUCGCAAAUUGAAUCAGUAUCUUAACUCAAUAUCUUUUGACUUGUCAAUAAAGUCCCAUCAACUUUUGUUGAAUAACUUGUUCAUCUUUUUAGAAGUUUCAUUGAACGAGUUUGGCACACAAGCAACGACAAAGGAGUACAUAAAAUCUGGGUUCACCGACAAUCCCAGACAAUACAUUGUAGACAAUUUUUCCAUUUUACUAGCAAUGGAUUUGAAAAUAUUCUUGAAAAACCCAAAUUUUACUUUUAAAAAGAGAUUUCACGAAGAGUUGAUGAUGAGCAAUCACAUGCGUACAUUUCCACUUGCACUAUUCAUUGAACGGUGCUCAAAAAUGUGGAUCAAGAUUUUAGAUACAAAUUCCAAGUUUCCAGUUUUGAGCUAUGAGUUGCUAAUCUACAGUUCAAUGAAUAUUUGCUUGAAUUUAUGGCAAGAAACAAAAGCUCAAUCAAAUAAUAAGCUGGAUAUUGACAAAAUAUUUCAAUUGUUACUUUCGAAUAUUGAAAGCUUUGAAGUAAAUUUGGAUCGAGGAAUGAGUAUUGAAGAAUGCCUUGACAUCACUUCUUCAAAGUCAAGCGACGAAAUGAGACACAUUCAAGCGAACAAAAUCAGUGAAAACUUUACAACCAAAUGGCAAAGCAGGCUUCUGGUGUUUAAUGAGGAAUUAAGAAAACAAGUUUGGAAGUUUGUUGCAGAGCAAAGGGUUAUACAGUUAUUAAAAGGAUCGUGGGUGUUUACCGAGAAAUUCGGAGAAUCUCUUUUCAACCCCAGGGUUCGGGCUGACCCAAAGUCAAAAUACUACUACAUUAUUUUAUCGCCCAAUAGAAAGUUUAUCUACUUCAAGCAGUAUGCUGAGAAGCCAUCAUUUAGCCCUAGUUUUGAAGAAUUGGAAGAGGCUGGUGGAGUAAAACUAACAGAUAUAUACGAUGUAAACUCAACUGUUAUUGGUGAGGCUCUUGGAGAAGAGGAUAAAAAAAAAUAUUCCAUGUUGAUAUCAAUAAAGGGAACCAUUUCGUAUGAAAAGCUCACCAUAGUUGGCGCAAAUCAAAAGAGGUUACUAUCAUUUUACACGGAUUCCGAGGUUAACAGAUUUGUUUGGUUAGAUGGAAUCAAAAUGUUGAAGGAUAUAAAGACAUUAUCAGAUGAUACAGUUAAACAAAUCAACUCUUUGAUGUACACAAGGCGAAAUACUCAGUUGUUGGGAUUGGAUAGUGACAUAGACUCAGAUAAGGAGGAAGAGGAGGAGGAGAAAUUUAGUAGCGAAGAAUUGGAUGCCGUUACUACUGAUUUUUAUUACAUAUGA
This is a messenger RNA of Lodderomyces oxycetoniae, 2010 nucleotides long. It is a transcript of the gene LMO1, whose product is annotated as Lmo1p. The transcript has a single exon. The record is from RefSeq and is a predicted model, not a curated record. Lineage: Eukaryota; Fungi; Ascomycota; Pichiomycetes; Serinales; Debaryomycetaceae. The coding region runs from base 1 to 2010 and encodes 669 amino acids.